CAUCAGCAGGAGUUCGCCAAAGGACCCCGUCUUGUAGGGACAAUACUGUUGACUAUUGGAUCGUUGAUGAUAGUGAUAGCCAUCAGUGGAUUCGUGGCCGCAUUCUUCCUCUAUCGCAAUUAUGAGAGGGAGAGACGUCUGGCGAUGAUGUCUCAGCCCAACCCUCACACCAUUGCCAACCCGCAGACUGAGGGCCCGGUGCCCACCAGUGGCGUCGACUAUCCCUAUCCCACGCAAGUGGGCUACCAAUACGGACCUGGAUAUCAAGCGGUGUCUCAGAAUGUGGUCUAUAACGCGACCACUGAGCCACACGCGCCCACCAUUUAGAUGUGACCACUCACUAGUUAGGCCGUACCCAUGCCUAUGCCAUACGUGCCAUUGCGUGUACUAAUCAAAGCAUACAUUUGUUUUUUAUAUCAAUCUCAUUAAUUGUCUUCAUUUCGGUUUUAAUCAACG
Molecule: messenger RNA, 456 nt
Organism: Oppiella nova
Lineage: Eukaryota; Metazoa; Arthropoda; Arachnida; Sarcoptiformes; Oppiidae
Source: the annotation of a GenBank genome assembly